UGCCGCCUCCAAACCGCGACGGGGGACGGCGCCAAGACCUUCGUGCUGCUGCUGGCUGCCGUGUUGGGCGCGAUGCGGGAGGGCUCCCUGCGGCGGGCGGCGCGGGCGCUACCGGCCUUCGAGCGGCGGGUGCUGGAGCGCGCCGUGGCGGGGGGCCUGAGGCCGCACCUCCGCAGCGCCUUCCCCGCGGGCGGGCCGGAGGCGGAGCUGGAGGCGGUGGCGCUGGAGGCGCUGCUGGAGGCUUAUCUGCGGGGUCGGCUGGGGCCGGGCGAGCGGCGCGCCGUGGCACUGCUGGGCUGCGAGCUGUGCACCCGCUGCGGGGCGCGCCGCCCGCCCGCGCUGCGCCUCCUCUGCCGCCGCUUCGCGCAGCUGCACGCCGCCGCCGCCGGGCUGCCCCUCGCCCGCUCCAGGAUCCUGCCCGGCGUCCUGCUCCGCAGGGACUUCGCCGUCUACUGCCCGGCCGGCGACCGGCUGCGCGCAGUGCUGGUCACCCGCUGCCUGCGGCCCGUGCUCGCGGCACCCGGCGUGGAGUGCGCGGUGCGAUCCGAGCGGCAGCACCGGGCCGCGCUGCGCUGGUGCGGCGGGAGAACGGAGGCCGUGAUGGAGCGCCUGCGGAGCAGCGGCGUGAGGCUGCUGCUGUCCGGCGUGAAGCAGCACGAGGAAGUUAUCUACUACGCGAAAUUACACGGUGUGUCCGUGGUGGAGUGUUUGUCAUCGGAAGAAGUGGCCCUUAUCUCUGAAAUCACAGGAAUCUCGCCCUAUGACCCUGCCGGUGAUAGCGUGCAGAGGGAGAUCACAGAGGCUGCAGUGGUAACCUUCUGCCAGCCCCUGCUGCUGGGCUCCCAGCGGUAUGCGCACAUUGGCUUCAGCAGCGUGGGCGCCUUCCAGCCCCACUGCCUGGUUCUGUGCGCUCCUGUCGAUGCCGUUAACGAGCAGCAUGCUGCCGCUCUGCACGGGGCCUUCACCAUGCUGCUGCAGCUCUUCAGAGAGGUGGGUCAGCAGUGCGGAGAUGAGAGCCGGAAUGGUGCCUCAGGUGUUGGGAGCGGGUAUUGUCCAGCUACUGAAACGCAGGUGGUGAUAGAAAGUAUUGCUUGUGGCAGCAGUCAGGUUUCUGAGCAUCAGCUGGGAGGCUGCAGGGGUGAAACAACAGCACAGAGUUCAGAUUUUGCUUUGCAGGAAAGCGAACAUCCUGAUUGUACGCCACCAGCCUCAGCUCCUGGCCCACACAGCAAGGAGCUGAAUGUCUGCACCGGUGGGACUGACUCAGCAGGGACACACAAACUGUGUGAGUGUGCAGAUGGGAUGAACGAGAGCCACCGAAGGCACCCAGUGGUGUGCAGUCACAGGAAUCACAGCACUGCUGUAGUCAGCACUGCUACCCUGUGUGAGCACCUAGGUGUCGAUAAAGGCUUAGAGAAGGCUGGCAGUGGUGUUACACAGAGUUGUCCCUGCUCCGUCCUAGAAGCAGGAUCAGUUCUGCCAGUAGGAGGUUACUUUGAAAUCCUGUUACAUUAUUAUAUUCGGCAUUAUGCAAAGCAGGUUCAGCAGUCAGCAGUUAUUGUCAUAUCUAAUGUAGUUGCUGAUGCUUUGUUAAGUAUUCCAAAGGCCUUAUAUGGAACAGAACGGAACGGCUUUACCAAGUUUUAUCUUGAAACCACAGAAGCACUCAGGAAGAAUCAGCCCCUGCCUGUGAAUGAGAAAGGCUUGGAAUCAGUGUAUUGCAAAUACCAGUUGGUAACUUCAGUUCUUCAUUGUGCUACAGAGCUUCUCAAUAUUGAUUUAAUCAUUGGUGUUAAGCGGCCACCACAGAAAAUUGAGGAUAAUGAUUCGGAUGACGAUUGCUGAAAUUAUCCACAGACCUAACGUACUUCGUAGAAGUAGAGGAAGAAAGAGGCUGACAGUUGGGAUCUGUGUAGAUCUAUCUCCCUGCAGCCCGUGGGCACUGCACAGGGCAGAUCUCCACUUGCGCCGUGGAGGAGCCUGCAGUGCACCAGGAUGAGGCCUGAAGGAGGCACUGCCCGUAGAUGUGCCCCUGCAGGAGCAUCCUGUGCUGGAGCUGCAGCCUGUAGAGAGGGGCCCAUGGUUGGGCAGGAGGGUUGGGGAGCCGCCGCUCAUGGGGACGUGGCUGGAACAGUGCACUUCUGAAGGUGGGCCCUGUGUUAGGGGCUCUGUUGGAACAGAGCUUGGGGAGCUGGGGCCUGUGGGAAGGACACCUGGAGCCGGGCAGGGAGCGGCCAGGCCUGACUGGACUGACUGCAGCCCCCCUUCCCUGCACUGCUUGCAAGGAGGAAACAGUAGAACGAAGGCUGAAGCUGAGUGAAAACGGAAAGGGCUGAAGGUGUCAUCAGUUUGUUGUUUUUUUGUUGUUAUCGUUUUCACUGUCCUACUUUGUUAUUAAUUGGCAAUAAAUUAAAUUAAUCUUCCUCAAGCCAAGUCUGUUUUGUACGCAACAGUAAUUAGUGAGCAGGCUCCCUCCCUAUCGUCCCAUGGUGUUGUUCCCAAUUUCUACUCCAUCCUGCUGAGGGAGCACCUGCAUGUUCACUGAAGAGAUUUAUUUAAGGAAGAACAAGGGACAGUAAUUUUUUCUUCUAGUAGAAUCAUUUCUGAUAUGUGCAGAAGAGUGGGUGUGGAAUUAAACACAGAGGAGAGAAAAUUACACUCCUGACAGCUCAGUAAUGCAACAACUGGCCCAAGCUGAGCCCACAGAGCUCCCUGCUCAGACAGGCCCAGAGCUGGGAGCUGCUUGCAGGCAUUAUUUUAUACCAUUAUUACAUCUGCACAAUUACAUAAAAAUUUUUUUAUUAUUAUUUUUUUUUUAUUUUUUAUUUUUUCCUAACAAUUCUUUCAUCUGGCACCUGACCCAUCUCUGGUAAAAGCUCUAGAGUCUGAAGGCUCUUUGAGUUGAGUGCUGUAUUUCAUUGACUUCCCUGCUAUUUUCUAUUUGUGAAUGAUCCAUUCUUACUUUUGAUCCACAGUUUCCCCAGUUUUUCUUGAGAGUUCCCAAAAUGGCGCUCCUUUUCCUCAGAGAAUAUCAGGAAUAGUGUCUUUGCUGGGGUGGGUACAUGUUUGGUACGUGGCCAUUCAGUUUCCAGCCCUGGGGUCUGAGUUGGGUGUGAGAGAUGCUCCGGGGGAAAAGCAGAAGAACGGGAUCCCUCCUGGAGCCAACCCUUUCCCAAGGCAACCUGCUCAGCCUGGGCACCCUCUCACUGCUUCUUGGUACCUCCUCCUUCACUGCAAUUCUUUGUGUAGCUCUUCCAAAUUUUAGAGCUCUCUGUAAACGUAUUCACUCUUUGAGAGCUGACAUGGAGAUGA
Molecule: messenger RNA, 3312 nt
Organism: Centrocercus urophasianus (Greater sage-grouse)
Lineage: Eukaryota; Metazoa; Chordata; Aves; Galliformes; Phasianidae
Gene: BBS10
Product: Bardet-Biedl syndrome 10
Exons: 2
Biological process (GO): chaperone-mediated protein complex assembly
Source: RefSeq, a predicted model, not a curated record